GUCAAACCACACACAGUCUCCUCCAUCGUUCAAAAGUCGCCGUCGUAUCCUCUGCUCGGAGCAGCCUCCUCCAAAAGCCUUUCUUCUUCGCCGACUGAAGCUGUAGCACCAAACCCUAGGAAAGAGGUGUGGUGGUGGUAUUACGAUCUAUUCAAAAUGUCAGGCACAUCGCUUGCCGGAUUACAGGAUCAUCUGAAAUUAGCGAGGGAAUAUGCACUCGAAGGUCUCUAUGAUACUUCCGUCAUCUUCUUCGAUGGUGCCAUCGCACAGAUCAAUAAGCACUUAAACUCCCUUGAUGAUCCUAUGGUUCGUGCCAAGUGGACAAACGUAAAGAAAAAUCUAUUAGAGGAGACUGAGGUUGUAAAACAAUUGGAUGCCGAGAAGAGAUCAUUGAAGGAGACUAUAAUGGGUAGGAGAUCUUCUUCACCUCCAAUUUCUGCAAAAAAAUCAUCAUUUGUUUUUCAGCCAUUAGAUGAGUACCCAACUUCUUCUAAUGCUCCUUCCAUGGAUGAUCCUGAUGUAUGGAGACCUCCAAAUCGAGACACUUCAAACAGAAGAUCUGCAAGAGCUGGUCCAGGAGGUACAAGAAAGGCAAAUCAAGAUGGUGUUUGGGCUCGGAGUUCUGCUACAAGAGGUGGAGCAACUGCUCGUGGAGGCAAAACUGGUGCUUCCAGUAAAGUUAACUCAGGACUACGAUCUUCAACUACUGGGAAAAAAGGAACUGCUUCAGGAAAAUCAAACACUGGGAAAGAUGAUGCUGUUAACAGUGAGAGUGAAGAGGGAAAGUCAAAACGCGGGCAGUAUGAAGGGCCUGAUGCUGACCUGGCAGCCCAACUGGAACGCGAUGUCUUAGAUGCAGCCCCUGGAGUGAGAUUUGAUGAUGUGGCAGGACUGACCGAAGCCAAAAGACUUCUAGAAGAAGCUGUGGUUCUCCCCUUAUUGAUGCCUGAUUAUUUCCAGGGAAUCAGGAGACCAUGGAAGGGUGUUCUUAUGUUUGGUCCACCUGGCACUGGAAAAACACUGCUGGCUAAAGCAGUUGCUACCGAAUGUGGGACCACUUUUUUUAAUGUUUCUUCCGCCACCCUGGCAUCAAAAUGGCGUGGAGAGAGUGAACGAAUGGUUAGAUGUUUGUUUGAUCUCGCAAGAUCAUAUGCACCAAGUACAAUUUUCAUUGAUGAGAUUGACUCUCUUUGUACUUCUCGUGGGGCCUCAGGGGAACAUGAGUCUUCUAGAAGGGUUAAAUCUGAAGUUUUGGUUCAAGUAGAUGGUGUGAGCAACACAGGCACUAAUGAAGAUGGGAGUCGCAAAAUUGUCAUGGUUUUAGCUGCUACAAAUUUCCCAUGGGAUAUUGAUGAAGCAUUAAGGAGACGUUUGGAAAAGCGAAUAUAUAUUCCUCUACCUAAUUUCGAGAGUAGAAAAGAGCUUAUAAAGAUCAAUUUAAGAACUGUUGAGGUGUCAGCUGACGUGGACAUUGAUGACGUGGCGCGUAGGACGGAAGGGUACAGUGGUGAUGACUUGACGAAUGUAUGUCGGGAUGCGUCGUUGAAUGGGAUGAGGCGUAAAAUAGCAGGGAAAACACGUGAAGAAAUAAAGAACAUGUCUAAAGAUGAGAUUUCAAAUGAUCCAAUUGCCAUGUGUGAUUUUGAAGAAGCGAUUACAAAGGUUCAGCCAAGUGUUUCUGCUGCUGAUAUUGAACGCCAUGAGAAAUGGUUUGCUGAAUUUGGAUCUGCUUGAUUUUCUUGUGUCCAAAUUUAAUUCAUUCUUAUCGAUACGUUUCUUUUGUGUAUCUUUAAAACUGUAACCUUGCACUAUUAAUUUAUUUAUUUCAUGUUUAAUUUCAUGAGAA
This is a messenger RNA of Lactuca sativa (garden lettuce), 1846 nucleotides long. Its product is annotated as katanin p60 ATPase-containing subunit A1. The record is from RefSeq and is a predicted model, not a curated record. NCBI's taxonomy places the organism in Eukaryota, Viridiplantae, Streptophyta, Magnoliopsida, Asterales, Asteraceae. Gene Ontology annotation, biological process: microtubule severing. Gene Ontology annotation, cellular component: microtubule cytoskeleton. Gene Ontology annotation, molecular function: microtubule binding; ATP binding; ATP hydrolysis activity.